Molecule: messenger RNA, 1409 nt
Organism: Phalaenopsis equestris
Lineage: Eukaryota; Viridiplantae; Streptophyta; Magnoliopsida; Asparagales; Orchidaceae
Product: serine/threonine-protein kinase SAPK3-like
Exons: 9
Coding region: 189-1193 (334 amino acids)
Biological process (GO): protein phosphorylation; intracellular signal transduction
Molecular function (GO): ATP binding; protein serine/threonine kinase activity
Source: RefSeq, a predicted model, not a curated record
GUGUCCACUCUCACUUCAAGUAUCCUCAACGUGCCGCUCUCGCAAUCCUCCGCUCAUUCGGCAAACAGGCGAGACAGGGGGCCACAGCCUGGGACCGAUCGAGAUAUUUGACCUCCUCUCUCGACUUCAUUCUUCAGUAUUUAUUGGAACGAGGGUGGUGGUGAUCACUGUAUUUUCGAAGUCGAGUUAUGGAGGAGAGAUACGAGCCUCUGAAGGAAUUAGGAGCAGGGAACUUCGGUGUCGCAAGGCUCGUCAGGGACAAGAAGACCAAGGAACUCGUGGCCGUGAAGUACAUCGAGAGGGGGAAGAAGAUUGAUGAAAAUGUUCAGCGAGAAAUUAUUAAUCAUCGAUCUUUGCGGCACCCGAACAUUAUUCGGUUUAGAGAGGUGCAGGUUACUCCUACUCACCUAGCUAUCAUCAUGGAAUAUGCCGCUGGUGGUGAGCUAUUUGAGAGAAUUUGCAAUGCUGGACGAUUUAGUGAGGAUGAGGCUAGGUUUUUCUUCCAGCAGCUGAUAUCAGGUGUCAGCUAUUGCCAUUCAAUGGAAAUUUGUCACCGUGAUCUUAAACUGGAGAACACACUAUUAGAUGGAAGCCCCGCACCACGUGUUAAAAUAUGCGACUUCGGCUACUCGAAGUCUGCUCUGUUGCAUUCUCAACCCAAAUCAACUGUUGGUACUCCAGCUUACAUAGCACCAGAGGUUCUUUCACGGAAGGAGUAUGAUGGCAAGAUUGCCGAUGUUUGGUCAUGCGGUGUCACACUUUAUGUGAUGCUGGUGGGAUCAUAUCCAUUUGAGGAACCCGACGAUCCCAGAAAUUUUCGAAAGACAAUUAGUCGAAUCCUAGCAGUGCAAUACUCCAUUCCUGAAUAUGUUCGAGUAUCUGCUGAAUGCAGGCAACUUCUCUCUCGCAUCUUCGUUUCCAACCCUGCCAAGAGAAUCACAAUUCCUGAGAUAAAGAAGAACCCAUGGUUUCUUAAGAACUUGCCGAGGGAGCUCGCGGAUGGAGAGAACGGCGAGAAAGCAUAUCAUGAUAAUGAGAUGCAGAGCGUCGAAGAGAUAAUGCGAAUCAUUCAAGAGGCAAAAACUACAGGUGUUACUUCCCAUUCGAUAGAACAAUCUGCAGCAGGACUAGAUGAUACCGAUGCGGAUACUGAAGAAGUUGAUGAUAGUGGUGAUUUCUUUGCCUUCAUUUGAACAAAGAAUUUCAUAUAACAAGAGGAGGAAACCACGCACAGAAGCAAGACUGAUGGUGCAGAGUAAGUGUAGAUUCGAGCAUCACAAAUUCUGCAUGGGUUGGUGUAUUGUGCUUGUGUUUGAUACUGUACAGUUGCUAAACUGAUGUGCUGUGCUUGGUUUAUUUAUAUAACUGUUUUAUUGGAUGGGUAAUUAUGAAAAGUUUAGUUGGUUAAA